Molecule: messenger RNA, 1053 nt
Organism: Panonychus citri (citrus red mite)
Lineage: Eukaryota; Metazoa; Arthropoda; Arachnida; Trombidiformes; Tetranychidae
Product: chymotrypsinogen A-like
Exons: 5
Coding region: 1-1053 (350 amino acids)
Biological process (GO): proteolysis
Molecular function (GO): serine-type endopeptidase activity
Source: RefSeq, a predicted model, not a curated record
AUGCAAAGAAUUCUAUAUAAACGUAUUCCAAGUCGACUAACGCGAAAUUAUCAAACAACAUUAUCACCUCCAGUUGAAGUAGUUCGUCAACAUCUUAAUCUUCACAUCAACUAUCGUCCAUAUGAUGUUAUUUAUGUUGCAAUGGUAACCAGAAAAUCAAGUUUGAACAUCAAAAGGUUUUAUGCCCUUGGAGAGCCCAUCGUUAUUGACCAGGAUCUUCUUAUUUUUUUAACUACUGAAUGUGGCCUCGAAGGUUCAAUCAGCCGAAUCUACAGAGGUCAAAAGACUCGACCCCAUAAAUAUCCUUGGUUAACCAAAAUUCAUUUAUAUUCAGAUAUUAGUAGUGAUUACAAUGGUUUUUGUGGUGGCUCUUUGAUUGAUGAUCAGCACGUCAUCACUGCAGCUCAUUGUGUAACCAUCCACCAAAAGGAAACGCUCAAUAAUCCUAAUAACAUCUAUGUUUACCUUGGUUUAUCUAAAACUGACACUUUUAACUCGAUACCAAAAUUAGUUUCAAAAAUUUGGGUUCAUCCUAAAUAUAAACAGUCAAGUCUUUUGAACGAUAUCGCCAUCUUAACUCUCUCAAGACCAGUUAAAUUUACUCAGCAAAUUUUUCCGAUAUGUUUACCGAACUGUAAAAUAGAUUUGGACCAUCUCGUUACUUCAGGGUGGGGAUUAACUUCCCCAAAUGGUACACGAAGUGAAUUUCUACAGGAAGUUGAUGUUUCAUAUUUGAACAUCGAAGAGUGUCAAAGACGACAGAGUGAAUUCUUUCCGAAUGAUUCGGUAAUAAGAGAGACAACAGACUAUUACGAAAUUUGGGAAACUCAUAUUUGUGCCAUCAAUCUGAGAACCCAGGGAGGUGCUUGUUCAGGUGAUUCUGGUGGUCCUUUGAUGCAUAAGGCCAAAGGCUUAUACUAUCUUGUUGGGCUUGUUUCUGGUUCAUGGGAACCAUGUGGUCCAAGUGUAACUUCCGCUGGUCUUUACACACGAAUUGAUCUCUAUCGAGAUAUCAUCAAGAGUAUCGCUCAAAAUUCAUGUUGGAAAGAUUAA